Messenger RNA from Drosophila serrata, 246 nucleotides. RefSeq lists its product as uncharacterized. Lineage: Eukaryota; Metazoa; Arthropoda; Insecta; Diptera; Drosophilidae. The record is from RefSeq and is a predicted model, not a curated record.
AUGAAGGCGACAAGUGUUAUCCUAUUGUGUGCUGUGCUCGCCCUGAUGGCUUCAUCUGUCAUCUCCAAACCCGUGGAUAACGCUCCCUCUGUGUCCGUGCUGCGGUAUCGUAAUGACCAGGAUCUGGAGGCCAUUCAGCGAGCAAUCAUUGCUCAGUACCAGAACCAGAUCGGAGGAACCACACAAGUGCACGCUCCACUCACGGCUAAUGUUAUAAACCCAUCAAAUUUAAGAGUCAACUUUUAA